ACGAGGUCCCGGCAUGCACUUCUGCCGGCGGCUGUGUAAUAAGGUACAGUCAUCACUGAGCAGUAGCGCAGGAAGCGGCUUGUCUGGUAGGAAGUGAGAGCCCUUACCUGCGUACACCGGGACAAUGGCCGGGGAGAUGACCAUACUGGGUUCAGCUAUCCUGACUCUCCUCCUGGCGGGUUACCUGGCACAGCAGUAUUUACCUAUGCCUACCCCAAAGGUGAUUGGCAUAGAUCUCGGGACGACGUAUUGCUCAGUUGGCGUAUUUCAGCCUGGCACAGGAGAAGUGACAGUCAUUGCAGAUCAGAGCGGCCAUCAGAGUAUACCGAGCAUCGUCUCCUUCACUGAAAACGACGUGUAUGCUGGGUACGAAGGCCUGGAGCUCGCCGACGCCAAUCCACAGAACACGGUGUAUGACGCCAAAAGGUUUAUAGGGAAGACCUUUACCCCUGAGGAGUUGGAGAGAGAAAGUGACAGGUAUCCGUUUAAGGUUCUCUACAAGGAAGGUGAAGCUAUGUAUUAUAUCAAAACCAAUGAGUCGUUCACAGUGACCCCUGAGUACAUUGGCUCUCAGCUCCUUCUCAAACUAAAGAAGAUGGCGGAGGAAUAUCUUGGUCUUCCUGUCUCUAAGGCCGUUAUUUCUGUGCCUGCAGAGUUUGAUGAAAGGCAACGCAAUUACACUGUUAAGGCGGCUAAUCUUGCAGGUCUAGAUAUUCUGAGGGUCAUCAAUGAGCCCACGGCAGCAGCGAUGGCCUACGGAUUACACAAAGCUGACGUGUUCAAUGUCCUGGUGGUGGAUUUAGGAGGAGGAACGCUGGACGUCUCCCUUCUGAAUAAACAAGGAGGAAUGUUCCUAACAAGAGCCAUGGCAGGUAACAAUAAACUCGGCGGGCAGGACUUCAAUCAAAGACUCUUACAGUACUUAUAUGACAGUAUUUAUGCUACAUACGGGUCCCUGCCUCCCCUGAAAGAAGAGAUCCACAGGCUCCGGCAGGCCGUGGAAGCAGUCAAGUUGAACCUCACCUUGUACCCUUCCUCCUGGGUCCGAAUGCCAUUGACCUUGCCCACACGACAACCAGCAGAAGGGGACCCCAAAGAGGGAGCUGUACGAACGGAGGACCAACAAGACGACCACAGCAGUAUGAAACAGGUCCAUUUCGAAGCCGAAAUUUCACGGAAGCUCUUUGAGCAUCUGAACGAGGACCUGUUCCAGAAGAUCUUGGUGCCCAUUGAACGGGUGCUAAAGGAAGGACACCUUCAGAAGGGUGAAGUGGACGAAAUUGUCCUCGUCGGUGGCUCCACCCGAAUACCACGCAUACGCCAAGUCAUCAGGGACUACUUUGACAAAGAACCGAAUACAUCCGUAGACCCAGAUUUGGCUGUAGUCAUAGGAGUGGCCAUCCAAGCGGGGAUUGUGGGGGGAUCUUGGCCACUUCAAGUCAGUGCAAUAGAAAUCCCCAACAGACAUUUAAGGAGAACUAACUUUAACUGAAACUGAUUUCAGUAUGUAUUUGAAGGUGACUACAAAGUUGGCACUUUAUCUCAUUUUUAAGUCCUGCCCUCAAAAAUUAUUUAUUUUUUUAAAAGAUGCUUGAGAGACCUAUACAGAGGAUACGUGCAGGGUAGAGAACCUUGCUCUAUAUAUUUAUUCCACUUGGGUAUCUGGUACAGUUCGUACCCACUGUCCAUUGAGCCUUACUUGAAUGUACUGUAGCAGUAAUACCUGCAUGUUGGGUCCUGUGCCUAAUGUAUAUGCUGGGAAAAGCUCUCGACAUAUACGGAGGCUGCGGUGCCGAACAGCGGCAUCUGUCACCAAUAGACCAUAAUCCUUUCCACUAAUAUGUUACAAGCUUUUCAUGCGUCACUCGUAGGGUUCCGUU
Messenger RNA from Bufo bufo (common toad), 1880 nucleotides. It is a transcript of the gene HSPA13, whose product is annotated as heat shock protein family A (Hsp70) member 13. Gene Ontology annotation, molecular function: ATP-dependent protein folding chaperone; misfolded protein binding; ATP binding. The record is from RefSeq and is a predicted model, not a curated record. Bases 125 to 1492 code for a protein of 455 amino acids. Gene Ontology annotation, cellular component: cytosol; plasma membrane; cytoplasm. Gene Ontology annotation, biological process: vesicle-mediated transport; cellular response to unfolded protein; protein refolding. The transcript has 5 exons. Lineage: Eukaryota; Metazoa; Chordata; Amphibia; Anura; Bufonidae.